Messenger RNA from Nasonia vitripennis (jewel wasp), 2736 nucleotides. It is a transcript of the gene Pect, whose product is annotated as ethanolamine-phosphate cytidylyltransferase. Gene Ontology annotation, cellular component: cytoplasm. The record is from RefSeq and is a predicted model, not a curated record. Gene Ontology annotation, molecular function: ethanolamine-phosphate cytidylyltransferase activity. The coding region runs from base 738 to 1643 and encodes 301 amino acids. Gene Ontology annotation, biological process: phosphatidylethanolamine biosynthetic process. The transcript is spliced from 7 exons. NCBI's taxonomy places the organism in Eukaryota, Metazoa, Arthropoda, Insecta, Hymenoptera, Pteromalidae.
GAGUGGAACAUUGUUGCGCGGAACCGCGGUGGCAAAAACCAGCCAGGGAGCUCCACAUCCUCGCGUGUACAGUGCGCGUGCCUAUAGAAGAGAUCACCUUAUUCUUCGCUAUAUAUACUCAAUACUCGUCAAAUCAUCGCUGUGUGUGUGUGUGUGCGCGCGCGCGCGUAUCGUAUGUGUGUACGUCUACCGGGCUGUGGCUCCGAUACACAUACACCCCCUCCGAGAGCAGCUCGCCAGAGCUUAUAGGUUACACACACCCGUUGACACGUAUCCGUUCUUGCAGCUUGCUCGGUUACUGGUUAGCUCGCCCUGUAUAUAAGUAUAGCAGUAGACAGUAGAGCCACGACGUAGAGACACAGCAUUGCUUUGUUUUUCCUGCUGCUGCCGAGUUCACGUCGCUCUCGCCCUUGACAGACAUUUCGGUGGUUCCCUCACUGCGCUUGCUGUGCUUACCUGAGCUGUACCCGAAGAAAAACUCCUGGACAUGUCGGAAGGACGCAAGGAAGUUCGAGUCUGGUGCGACGGUUGUUAUGACAUGGUUCAUUUUGGCCAUGCAAACUCCCUGCGCCAGGCAAAGGCUCUAGGUGACUACUUGGUUGUGGGAGUUCACACAGAUGAAGAAAUUACAAAGCACAAGGGACCACCUGUUUUUACGCAGGAAGAAAGCAAUAACUGGAACUAAGGCUGUAAUCAAUGGAUAGUUAUUUGCAUAGUCAUUAGAAUUUCGGUAUAAAAUGGUUCGUGGUAUCAAAUGGGUAGAUGAGGUUGUAGAAGGUGCACCUUAUGUAACAACUUUAGAAACGUUAGAUAAAUAUAAUUGUGACUUCUGUGUCCAUGGUGAUGAUAUAACAAUGACUGCGGAUGGAGUGGAUACGUAUCAUCUUGUAAAAGCCGCGGGCCGCUAUAGAGAAGUACAAAGGACAGCUGGGGUGUCCACAACUGAUCUUGUUGGUCGCAUGUUGCUGAUGACAAGACAACACUUUAGACAGGGUGAUAGCGAAUAUAGUGUAGAUAGGGAGCCAAGUAAAAGUAUGGGUCAAGACAGAACAGCACGUAGUCCAUGGACUGGAUGCUCUCAGUUUCUACCUACUACACAAAAAAUAAUUCAAUUUAGCGAUGGCAAAAGUCCUCAACCUGGUGAUAAAGUUGUGUACGUUGCUGGUGCCUUUGAUUUAUUCCACGUUGGCCAUUUAGAUUUCCUAGAGGUCGCUAAGAAAGAGGGAGAUUAUUUAAUUGUUGGAUUACAUACAGAUCCCGCGGUUAAUCGGUACAAAUGUGGAAAUUAUCCAAUAAUGAAUCUUCACGAAAGAGUUCUAAGCGUUCUAGCGUGCAAAUACGUUAACGAAGUUGUGAUUGGUGCGCCUUACGAGGUUACCAAGGAAUUGAUGGAACACUUUAACGUGUCUAUUGUGUGCCACGGACAAACUCCGAUAAUGCCAAGUGAAUACGGAACGGAUCCAUACACUGAACCAAAAAGACAAAAUAAAUUCAAGACGUUAGACAGCGGUAAUGACAUGACUACGGAGAAAAUUGUUGAGAGAAUAAUUCUGCACAGGUUGCAAUUUGAAGACAGAAAUUUGAAGAAAGAGAAAAAAGAAUCAGCUGCGUACGAAGCUUUUGUAAAAGGGCAAAAGUCGUGAACGGGAAGAAAGUAAUUUGACACAUCUAAAUGAACUGGAUUCAUGGAGCCUUCAGUGUAAAUAUAGUACAUGGACUUCUUAUUUAUUAACUAUAUGAACUUGUGCCGUAAAAUAUUAUUGUAAAUCGUAUAAGUGUUAAUCAGAAGAUUUUCUAUUAAGUAUCAUCCAUUAGUUAGGAUAGAUAAUGCAAAUUGACAUUGAAAUCUUCACUUGACAUUGUAUUAUAAACAUCCAAUAGUAAUUACUACGAUCUACUGUAAAUUCAGUGAGAAAUUUUGAAGCUGUUUGAAUCGUUAUCACGAAGCAGGUUAAAAAUGAAAUAUUUAUUGACAAAUUUAAGUUAAUGCCCGGAAGAAUUGAAGAGGCUCUCUGUUAAAAUUUUCUUAAAGAUAUAAGACAAUUAUACUUGAAUAGGCUUCUUGAUGAUAGAAUUUCGUAAUUGAAUUAUCAGGGAAUUUAGUAGAUUCGUUAAUGUGAAAUGCUUGUCGUAAGCCUAUCUAUUAGCGAAUUAAAUGCCACUGAGAAAUUAAUUUAAUUUCAAGCUAAUAUUUUAACUUUAAAAAACCUUAAUAUUUAAUCUUAGUCUUUAUGGACGACCAAAGAUUGAUUCAUGAGGUGUUUCAUCAUAGUCGAUUUUAUGUGAUCAUAACGUCAGGGAAAUUUAAACGAUAAACUGUCAAUAGCAUUUGUAACAUGUUGUAAAAAGAACACAGCGUAUGAAAUACCGUGUUAAAAUGUUUAAAGUGAAAACAUAACAAAAUUUUAGUUCACGCUAGAUUGCAGUAUUCAACGCACUGGAGGUCUUACAAAAUUCAUUGUUAUGUUUUGACUUUUUGGAGAAAAGUUUUGGUUAAUUUAUCGAAUAGGUCACAAUAAUCUCUAUUUUUCUAACGUUAUUUAAAUAACUUUUGUUAUACACUAUUUUUAAUACUUUUUUUUAUUCUUAGAAAGUUAUUUUUAUCGUUUUGUUCUAUUAUAUUAGAAUCGAUGGAUUUCGAUGUUUUACUACAUUGUUUUAGAACCACAAAGCAUGAUAUACUUUUAGCAAAAUUAUAUAAGAUUAUUUGACCAAUAAAUUCAAUUUGUCAUUUUA